Molecule: messenger RNA, 918 nt
Organism: Metarhizium album ARSEF 1941
Lineage: Eukaryota; Fungi; Ascomycota; Sordariomycetes; Hypocreales; Clavicipitaceae
Product: NAD(P)-binding domain protein
Exons: 2
Coding region: 1-918 (305 amino acids)
Molecular function (GO): oxidoreductase activity, acting on the CH-OH group of donors, NAD or NADP as acceptor
Source: RefSeq, a predicted model, not a curated record
AUGGCGGAACGACUGUCACGACCGUAUGAAAAUAAGCUGGCCAUCGUUACUGGCGGCUCGCGAGGUAUCGGGGAAGCGGUAGCAAGGCGACUCGCUGCCAAGGGGGCCAAUCUUGUCGUAGCAUAUACGUCCGAGUCCUCCAAGGCGCGUGCCGAGGCUCUCGUCGCUGCGCUCUCAACCUCGCACAAUGUCCAGUGCGCCUCCGUCCAGGCUGACCUCUCCGAUCCGUCCGCCGCCGUACCGCGGGUCGUAUCGGCCGCGCGGGAGCUCUUCGCCGCCUACAGCCCGACGGGAAACUUCCAAAUCGACAUUCUGAUCAACAACGCAGGCGUGGCAUCCAACCAGCACCUGAACGAUCCGACGCUGGGCCCCGUCACGGCUGACGAAUUCAAUCGCGUAUACACGGUCAACGUCCUUGCACCUUUGCUCCUGACGCAAGCUGCGGCCCCGUACCUGCCCGCCAAUCGCUCCGGACGUAUUGUCAAUGUCUCCAGCGUCAGCUCAUCCAUCGGAUACCAGGGCCAGUCGGUGUACGCGGGUAGUAAGGCGGCCGUCGAGGCAAUGACGCGCACCUGGAGCAGGGAGCUGGCUGAAAAGGCGACGGUGAAUGCGGUGAACCCUGGCCCGGCAUGGGGGGACAUGUACGCGCAGGCGGGCGACAAGUUCUGGAAGAUCAACCAGCCGUUUGUGGAUGCGGCGCCGCUGGCGGCGUACAAUGGGGAGGAGGACGUAUUGAAAUUGCUUGGCGAUGAUGGCGAGCGGUUUGAUAGGACGGUGCGGAAUGGUAUGGCGGGGAGGAGGCCUGGCCUGACGGGCGAGAUUGCCGGGACGAUUGAUAUGUUGUGUUCGGAGGAGGCAGGUUGGACGACAGGGAGUGUGGUUUGCGCCAACGGCGGGAUGAAGAUGUCUAUUGCGUGA